Atta colombica is the source of this 614-nucleotide messenger RNA. RefSeq names its product PEST proteolytic signal-containing nuclear protein-like. The record is from RefSeq and is a predicted model, not a curated record. Lineage: Eukaryota; Metazoa; Arthropoda; Insecta; Hymenoptera; Formicidae. Gene Ontology annotation, cellular component: nucleus. The transcript has 3 exons. Gene Ontology annotation, biological process: proteasome-mediated ubiquitin-dependent protein catabolic process; protein ubiquitination. The coding region runs from base 12 to 614 and encodes 200 amino acids.
CUCUUUUCUUCAUGUUGGCAACAAUGCAGAUAAUUUCGAUUUUUAGGUUAUCUUAUAUAUGGCGUAGUCUGCGAAAGUGCUGUAAAUCUGGCUCGAGCUGUAUCUACAGGAUAUUGACAAAAUGUCCAGGAGAAAUUCCGGAGACGAUUUUAGAAAAGUGUUUGACGUUGUCAGGGUCAAGUGUCUACAGAACCGAGGACAGGAGAGAGGAUGACAGAGGUAGGGAUCGUUCUCCGCUCAGAACCGAGGAACGUAGCAGUACAGACGAUUGCGAUCAGUUGGAUGCAAAGAAACAGAAGUUGGCGUUUGGCUUUGGGAAAAAGACUGGCAAUGAACAGAAGAAAGGAAUUCAAAUUAAAUUAGGUUCUUUCUCCAAGUCAACUGCGAAGACGACAGUACAAAAACCGACAGUAGCCUCGGUGUUCAAUGCAGACGAUGAUGAAGAACCAGAGGAGAUGCCAGCAGAAGCGAGAAUGAGGAUGCGAAAUAUCGGACGUGAGACACCAACAUCGGCUGGACCAAAUUCGUUCGGCAAAACAAAACAGGGAUUCUGCGACUCUAAAAAGAUAUUUGAGAAAACACUAAAGAAAGCAAUGGAAGAGGCAAACAAAUGA